This is a messenger RNA of Rosa chinensis, 1092 nucleotides long. RefSeq names its product putative pentatricopeptide repeat-containing protein At1g12700, mitochondrial. The coding region runs from base 1 to 1092 and encodes 363 amino acids. Lineage: Eukaryota; Viridiplantae; Streptophyta; Magnoliopsida; Rosales; Rosaceae. The record is from RefSeq and is a predicted model, not a curated record. Gene Ontology annotation, molecular function: protein binding. The transcript is spliced from 3 exons.
AUGGGCUUUAGCUUAUCUGUCUUGGGUAAAUUCUUCAAGUUGGGGCUUCAACCAGACGUCUUCACCUUCACCACUCUAAUCAACGGCUUUGUUCUCCACAAUCAAGUGCCUGAGGCUGCACGAAUUUUCACCAAAAUGCUGGAGGAAGGUCGUUGUAAGCCCAAUGUGGUUACUUGCAACACACUUAUAAAGGGCUUUUGCAUGAGAGGAAACAACAGAGCUGCAAUUCAAUUACUUAGGAACAUGGAAGAAAGAGGAUGCCAGCCUGACAUAGUUUCCUAUAGCACCAUCAUCGACAGUCUUUGCAAGGAUACACUUAUUGAUGAAGCAAUGAACCUCUUCUCGGAAAUGACUAGUGGAGGCACCUUCAAUAUCUUGGUUGAUACAUUCUCUAAGGAGGAGAUGGUUGUGGAAGCCAAAAGUGUGGUUGACAUGAUGAUUCAAAGACAUAUUGAGCCUGAUACGAUUACUUACAACUCACUUAUGGACGGUUACUGUCUGCGAGGAGAAAUGGACGAGGCAAGUCAAGUUUUUGAUCUUAUGAUUAGCAAGGGCUCCAUGGUUAAUGUUUGGAGUUGUAACACAUUGAUUAACGGAUAUUGCAAGGGUAAAAAGGUUGAUAAGGCUAACGAGAUUUUCAAGGAAAUGCGUCAUAUGGAAUUACUUCCCAAUACCAUUACUUAUAACACUCUUAUUGAUGGUCUUUGCAAAGCGGGGAGACUACAAGAAGCAGAAAAGUUGUUCUCUCAGAUGCUAGCUUGUGGCCAGCUUCCAGAUGUUCAAACCUAUGCUGUUUUGCUUGAUGGCCUGUGUAACAACCAGCAACUUUCUACGGCAAUAGAAUUGCUUAAAGAAAUGGAAGCCAACAAAGUAGAACUUAAUAUUGUCGUUUACACUCUUGUUAUUGAAGGUUUGUGCAAAGCUGGAACAAUUGAAUCCGCAAGUGUUCUCUUCUGUGGUUUGUCAUCAAAAGAAGUUCAGCCUAAUGUCAGAACAUACACUCAGAAAAGUUGCCGAGAGAACUGGGAGGGAAAGGAUGUUCUCCAAAUGGUUGCACCUAUAACACAUUAUCCGAGGGUUGUUAUUUGUUAA